GGCGCUGUGAUGGCGGAGUUGGACGUAGGUCAGCACUGUCAGGUGGAGCAUUGCCGGCAGCGAGAUUUUCUUCCAUUUGUAUGUGAUGGUUGUUCAGGAGUAUUUUGCCUUGAACACAGAACCAGGGAGUCACACAGCUGUCCUGAGGUGACUGUAAUCAAUGAGAGCCUGAAGUCAGAUAAGCCUACCUCUUACCCAUGCUCAUUCAAGGACUGUGCUGAAAGAGAGCUUGUGCCAGUUAAAUGUCCUUAUUGUGAGAAGAAUUUUUGCCUGAGGCACCGUCAUCAGUCGGAUCAUGAAUGUGAAAAACUGGAAAUUCCUAAGCCUCGUAUGGCUGCCACUCAGAAACUUGUUAAAGACAUUAUUGAUUCUAAGACCAGAGAGACAGCAAGUAAACGACGUAAAGGUGCAAAAAAUAGUGAAACAGCUGCAAAGGUAGCAUUGAUGAAAUUAAAAAUGCAUGCUGAUGGAGAUAAGUCAUUGCCACAGAAAGAAAGAGUUUACUUUCGGGUUUUCUUACCUAAGGGGAGCAAAGAGAAGAGCAAACCAAUGUUCUUUUGCCACCGAUGGAGCAUUGGAAAGGUCAUAGACUUUGCAGCUUCUUUAACCAGUCUUAAAAAUGAUAAUAACAAAUUAACAGCUAAGAAAUUAAGGUUAUGUCACAUUACUUCAGGAGAAGCCUUACCCUUGGAUCAUACUUUGGAAACCUGGAUUGCUAAGGAGGAUUGUCCUUUAUAUAAUGGUGGAAAUAUUAUCUUGGAAUAUCUUAAUGAUGAAGAACAAUUUCUAAAAAAUGUUGAUUCUUAUCUGGAAUAGUCUUGUAAGGAUUCAAGCCAGAAAUGAUGAGGAAAAUUUUAUGUAAAGUCAAUUUCUUUUACUACAAAUACUAUAUAUAUUUAUUUUUUAAAAGUUGCUUUUUAACUUAUUUCCAUUGUCAUAAUUCAUCAGUUUUCUGUUAAAUUUGAAUUUUUGUGUGUUAAACUAUGAAUGGACAUUCAAUUAUUAGCAAAUUCUUACCUUUAGCUUUUAUUAGGUUGUGCUUAGUAACAACAGAAAAGGUGUAUUUCAUUUAGUUAAUGUCAGCUGUUGUGACUCUGCUGCAUAUCAUCUUUACUCUAGGAUCUAAGCUGAAGGAAUGGCUCCUGUUUGGGACAUUGCCACUUUUAGGCAGAGGAAGAAAGAUGGCUUUUAGAAGAUACGUGUAUUACUUUUACUUUAAGCAAGUAUCCUGGCCAAGCCUUGCAUCAUGAAGCCAGGAUAUAUAGCCUUAAAUUAAUGUGUAUACAUGAGUCGUAGAAACUUGGAGACCAUCUCAUUCACUCUUCUAAGUUUUUAGAUGAGGAAUCUCAGGCCUAGGAAGAGGAAAUGAUUUUUCUUGGUGUUCUCUAACUGCAUUGGGGCAUGUCUCUGAUAAAGGUCCUCCUCCAGUAGAACUUACCUUUUUUUGUUUAUGUAAAUGUAUUACAAAUGAGAGUAAGAUGAGGUAGCACAACUUCAUUACAGUAUCUUUGUAUAUAUAUCAAAGCAAAAUAUGUACCGAAAGGAAUUGUAUUUUACCUACACAUUAAAAUGAAUGCUUCUGAUUGAUCUAUUCCAUCAGUACUCAACAAAGUACUACCAUAUAGAAGAAAUAGAAAUAAUUUGUUCUUUUUCCCUUUUUGUUCUUUUGGGGAAGGCUUUGUCCCUUUUCUCUUAUUUGUCAUAGACAUAUAUAGUAGCUUUACAUAUAAUUAAAUAAAGGAAUUAA
Messenger RNA from Callorhinus ursinus (northern fur seal), 1747 nucleotides. RefSeq names its product zinc finger AN1-type containing 1 (gene ZFAND1). The record is from RefSeq and is a predicted model, not a curated record. Gene Ontology annotation, biological process: cytoplasmic stress granule disassembly. Gene Ontology annotation, cellular component: cytoplasm; cytoplasmic stress granule. Gene Ontology annotation, molecular function: zinc ion binding. Lineage: Eukaryota; Metazoa; Chordata; Mammalia; Carnivora; Otariidae.